Lodderomyces jiufengensis is the source of this 2343-nucleotide messenger RNA. It is a transcript of the gene SSY5, whose product is annotated as Ssy5p. The transcript has a single exon. NCBI's taxonomy places the organism in Eukaryota, Fungi, Ascomycota, Pichiomycetes, Serinales, Debaryomycetaceae. Bases 1 to 2343 code for a protein of 780 amino acids. The record is from RefSeq and is a predicted model, not a curated record.
AUGAAGAAAUUUCUAACAAAAUCUAAAAAAUCUAUAUCUGGGGAUUCCACAAAUGAAGAUCUCACAAAUGAAGAAGAACAAUCAAGAUCUAUUAUACCCAGUAAAAGUAAUCAAUCAGAUAAUUCAAAUGAUUCAAUAAAAGAUUUAAGUCCAAUAUUUGGUAAACAAAAUACUUCACAAAGUACACAGCAUCAGCAACAACAACAACAUCAACAACCAGGAUUUUACGAUACAAGUUUAAAUUUAAACCCAUCAAUAUCAAAUUCAAACCGUCAACCAAUAAGUAUACAAGAUAGGAAUUCGAUUUUUUCAAGUAAACAAUCAUUUUCAACUAAGCAAUCAUCAUAUCAAAAUAGUUCACAACUGAAAAGACAACAAUAUCAAUAUGGAUUUGGUGGACAAUCAUUACAAGUUUUAAGAAUAGACGAAGAAAAUGUAAGUGGUGGUGGAGAUGAUAAAUUAUACAAGGAUCAAAUAUUUGAUGAAUUGAGAAAAUUAAGUCAAAAUUUAACAUAUAUUAUGUCACAAUAUAAUAAUUCAAGUACAAAUUUAUCAACAACUGUAAUUAACUCAAUAGAAUGUUUUAAAAAUUUUAAUUCACUAAUAAAAAAGAAUCAAGAAUUAGAUAUAACUUCAUUCAAUAAUUUAAAUCUAAGAAAAAUUAUAAAAAUCUACUUAAAUUUUUACGAUAACCUAUUAAAAGAUGAUGUAUACAUAAAAUUAAGAUUAUUACUAGUCAAACAUUUCAAUGAGUUUGCAACUAUAUUUAAUUACAAAUCUGGAGAUGAAAAUAUAGUAAUGAAACCUCAAAACUUCGCAAUAGGUUCAAGUCCCACAAAAAAUUUCCCAAAUGAAGAUGUUAUAAGAAGAAUAAUGGAUAAAAUGUCACAAACUAAUUUAUCAAUUAAUGAACAAAAUGGAUCUUUUAUUGCACCAAUAAUGAGAGGUGUUUCUUCAAAUUUAAGUAUUUUGUGUUUGUAUUUUGGAUACCCUGAUCCUCAAGAUAUUCAUUAUAAGUUAACUCAAAGUAUUCAUGAUUUAUAUGAUGAUAUUCAUGUUUUAGUUAUGAAAAAUCGUAUAGAAUUAGCUUCAUCUUCAUCUUCAGCUUCAUUACAACAUCCAGGAGAUUUACCAAAAUCAUCACCUUACUCUUCAGUACCUCCAUCACAACCAACUCAGAAAUUCAAACUACCAUUUAGAAUACCCACAGAUCCUUAUGAACCACCAAUGUCCAUAUCAAUAUCGACUGAAAAUUCAACUAGAGUAUCAGGAACAAUGGGUGGUUACAUUUAUCCAAAAAUCAACCUCAAAAAGCAACCACACCUUAAGAGCUACGCAAAUUCUAAAUUUGCCAUAUCUUGUGGUCAUGUAUGUUUAGAUUCAACAAAUCCAUCAAAUUAUCCAAAUAUUUCAGCACCAUCAUCAUCAUUAAUUUCAUUAUAUAAAGAUGCAUUAAUUACUCAAUAUCAACGUUCAAAUCAGCUAACUGAAGGUUCAAUAGCAUACAAGUCAAUAUUAAAUCAAAUGGAACAAAUGUUCCCAUCCAAAAAAGUUAAAAUUGUUGGUCCAAAAGGAGAUGAAAAAUAUGAUAUGAAAAACUUACCAAAAUUAAGAUUUGGACAAAUAAUAUGGGGUGAAAGAACAUUAAUUAACUUAAGUACUAAACCAAAUGAAAUUUCAGGUAUAAUUGAAAAAAAAUUAUCAGACCUUGCAAUUAUAAAAGUAAAUAAAUUAAUAAGAUGUAAUUCAAAUUAUUUAGGUGAUGAUAUUGCAUUCAAUGAAUAUGAUCCUUCAUUAAUAAUGGAAAAUUUAUACGUCAGAAAAGUAUUAAACCUUAAAAGAUUUGAACCUAAACUAAUUGAUGAAAACAUUCAAGAAAUAGAUUCACAAAUAUCUUCAAAUUCAGAAACAUCAGAAGAAUCCUACCAUGGCAUAUCAGUGUUCAAAUACGGUUCAACUACUCGAUACACUAGAGGAAAUUUAAACGGAAUCAAAUUAGUUUACUGGUUAGAUGGAGCAAUGCAUUCUUCAGAAUUUAUAGUUAAUUCAAUAGAUCAUAAUUCAUCAUUUGCAAGUGGUGGAGAUUCAGGUAGUUGGAUUUUAACUAAAUUACAAGAUCUUACACCACAACAACAAGGUUUAGGAGUAUUAGGGAUGUUACAUUCUUAUGAUGGUGAAUUUAAACAAUUUGGAUUAUUUACUCCAAUGUGUGAAAUUUUAAGUAGAUUAGAAGAAGUUACAAAUAUUAAAUGGGGAGUUGUUGGUUGUGUUGAUGAUAAAAAUGAUGAUAAUGAUAAUGAUUAUGAUGAUGAUGAAGUUACGAGUGAUGAAGAUAUAGAUUAG